GGCAGGUGACCCCUUCCCUAUCGCAGGAUAAGCAGUAUUUGUGCGACUGAAGUUUUCAAUUUUUUUCCCCCCCACGUUCGAAAAUAUUUUCGAAAUGUCGGCAAUUGGGGGUCUGCGGCUGAAGGAAAUCAUUCCUAGAAUUUUAUUGUAUAGGAAUGCUGCAACUCGGGACUUUUCUUGUGCUUGCAGACAAUCACUUCUGCUCGCGAAGAAUCCGGCGAAGACGUCCUCGACCUAUCUGAUAUUUUCCCGUCAGAGAGAUCCUGUCUUCCGCACUUGUAGUACUGCGACCAACGUAGAUGUGUCCUAUGAAAAGUUGAAGCAGCUGCUCGCAGCCAGAGACGGGGUUGUGGUUAUUGAUGUCAGAGAACCGUGGGAACUCAGAGAAUAUGGGCAGAUCCCUGGGUCAGUAAAUGUUCCCUUGGGACAGGUUGACCAGGCCCUGAAACUGGACCCUAAAGAGUUCAAGGAGAAAUAUGGUUCAGCUAUGCCAUCACAGUCUGAGAACAUUAUCUUUUCCUGCCUUGCUGGCGUUAGAAGCAAAAAAGCCCUGGACAUAGCUGUGUCUUUAGGAUAUUCCAAUGUGCAGCAUUAUCCUGGAGGCUGGGAAGAAUGGGUGAAGAAUGAAUUGCUGCACAGGAAAAACUAAGGACUUUAUCACUGAAAGGAGUUUUACAGUAUUGUAUAUUGGUUUGAAACCACCAUCUGAAAAAAUCAAAUUUAAGAAAAACAUUUAAUGAUUGAUUCCAUGAAAAAUGCCUCCUGUUUACAUCCAAUUUAAGAAGAAGCAUGGUCUGUAUUAAUGAUCUCUAUUCCAAAGUUGGUUUUGUGCAUGUGCAAAGCUUGAUCUUUCUGAAAGAAAAAUGGCUUUACAGUUCAGGUAUUACAGUGGGGCUGCGUUCUAGAAAUUGCCCUUUAAUCAUUGGCUGUCCAUAGAUGAUAUGGAAGAAAAACCGUCCUCAGAUUAUCACCCAGUGAAAGGUGACAUUGUAAAAGCGUUGAAUCAAUUGAAGGAGUUGAAAAGAUUUCUUGGUAUCUUUCAAUACAAGGUUAUAGCAUUUCCUUGUUCUGUGUCCCUGUAAUCAAUUACAUUAUUUUUUUUACAUUUUUGCUUUUAUGCUUUACAUUUAGUAUCUGUAUACACGUGUCCCCAUAUAUAUAAAGGUUAAUUUAAAAUCUGUGAUAGUUAACCGUUAAGGAGCAUUUUUGUAUUCUUGGACUUUUCACAUUAGUUAAGUGUGGUCAUGUCCUCUUGUUGUUGAUACCCAGAACUGUGUGUAUGUGCAUCUGUCUUUUGCAUUGCCAUUUUCUGUGGUUACUGCUGAAGAUGCCACAUUAUAAAAUGUACAUAAUUGUACUAUUAAGGUAACUUUUUUCUAUUGAGUAAACAAAACAGGUUUAUGCAAAAAUAUUAAGAAAAUACCUCAAUUUUUUUU
Messenger RNA from Lepisosteus oculatus (spotted gar), 1436 nucleotides. RefSeq names its product thiosulfate sulfurtransferase like domain containing 3 (gene tstd3). The record is from RefSeq and is a predicted model, not a curated record. Gene Ontology annotation, molecular function: thiosulfate-cyanide sulfurtransferase activity. NCBI's taxonomy places the organism in Eukaryota, Metazoa, Chordata, Actinopteri, Semionotiformes, Lepisosteidae.